AUGGCCCCCUACAUGCCUGCCCAGGCACAGGACAAUGUGCAAGCGUUGAUUGCCGAAGUGAAAACCCUGACUGUCGAGAAAUUGAAGAAUGUACUGCGCAGCGAAGGCCUGGCAUUGUCUGGAGUCAAAAGUGAACUACAAAUCAGAACAAUUGCCCAUAUCGAGAAGCUGCGCAAUGCAUCAGACAUAGCAGCGCUCAAUCGAAUCCGGGGGACGCUGAGAGGGCUUCCUUCUCCAUACCACAACAGCAACUCUUACCAUCCGCAUUAUUCGAACCUCACACCCACGUCUUCGGCCUCUCCCCAGUUUUCCUCCCCGAGCGCCCACAACUCCUACAACAUGCCCUUCAACCAGACGUCUGGUGCAAGUCGAUUAACUUUCAAGGGCUCACCGUUCUACACUAUCGCCAGGCAGCUCACUCAGGUCUACGAAUGCAAGGCUCGAGAGUCAGCCAGAGACACUGCGCGGCUCGUAGUUUGCUUGCCCCAAGAUAUCAUUGACAAACUGAACAAGGAUCCAUCAUACCGUGUCAUGGUCUUUUGCGCCUCGGAGAAUUCCGGAGCUCUCAUGAGAGAACCAUCCGACAUUGCAUUUCCUCACAAUGUGGAACUGAAGUGCAAUGCGAGCGAGGUCAAGGCGAAUCUGAAAGGGCUGAAGAACCGACCCGGGUCCACUAGGCCUGCCGAUAUUACGAGUCUGAUCAAGAAAAAGCCCGCCAAUUAUCCGAAUUCUGUCGAGAUGAUCUAUGCUCUUACCACAAAGAAGUUCUUUCUUGUAGUCAAUCUAGUUCUGCAAAAGCCGAUUGACACAAUGGUCGCCAAUAUCAGGCGAGGCCGUAUGAUUAGCAAAGACCAAGUCCUUCGGGAGAUGCGGCGAAAGGCUGAAGACCCGGAUGAAAUCGUGGCCACAUCUAUGGUUCUUUCGUUAAAGGAUCCCGUCGGUUACACACGCAUAAACACGCCCUGUCGCGGUAUCGGUUGUAACCACCUACAAUGCUUUGAUGCAGCCCUAUAUCUACAACUUCAGGAGCAAGCGCCUACGUGGACAUGUCCAAUCUGCAACAGGGCUGCGCCUUGGGAACAGCUGGCUCUGGAUCAGUAUGUUAACGACAUUCUGAACCUGACGCCAAAGAGUGUCGAGGCGGUGACCGUCGAAGUCGACGGAAGAUGGCACAUCCAGAGCGAAACCGAUACUACUGGUCGCAGGUCUAACCCCACGCCAUCUGAUGAUUACGAUGAUGAUGACGACGGCGACGGGGAUGAUGACGGCGAUCUAGUGGAGAUCAGCAAUGGACCCAGUUUCCGGCCCUCGAAUCUGGAAACAUUGACGCCGUUCAGUGUCAAGACGCCGCCGUUGUCCUCCAGAGAAGUAUCCAUUGCUCCUUCAGGGUCGAAACCGUCGUCACACAACAAGAAGAGACCCCGCGAAGUCAUUGAUUUGACCCUGAGCGAUGAUGAGGACGCCAGACCAGCUCCAAAGGCCCCAAGGAUGUCCAACUCUUAUGUCUCUGUGGAUGUUUCCGCUGCGCGACAUCCACCACCAGAUCGGGUCUUCUUUCAGCUACAACCUCCGGCCUUUGACUUUGACAGAUUUAAUCCAUCGCUUUAG
Molecule: messenger RNA, 1608 nt
Organism: Cladophialophora bantiana CBS 173.52
Lineage: Eukaryota; Fungi; Ascomycota; Eurotiomycetes; Chaetothyriales; Herpotrichiellaceae
Exons: 6
Coding region: 1-1608 (535 amino acids)
Biological process (GO): protein sumoylation
Molecular function (GO): SUMO ligase activity; zinc ion binding
Source: RefSeq, a predicted model, not a curated record